Molecule: messenger RNA, 735 nt
Organism: Lycium ferocissimum
Lineage: Eukaryota; Viridiplantae; Streptophyta; Magnoliopsida; Solanales; Solanaceae
Exons: 3
Coding region: 1-735 (244 amino acids)
Source: RefSeq, a predicted model, not a curated record
AUGAGGGUGAGGAGAGGCGUGUCUAUUUCAGAUAACCAGUUCAGAUUCAUGUUGGGACACUCAACUACAGAAGCCAUCCAUCUUGUAAGGAGGCUGGUGAAGCAGUAUAGGGAGAGGAAAAGGGACUUACACAUGGUAUUCAUCGAUCUAGAAAAAGCUUACGAUAAAGUUCUAAGGGAGUUCCUAUGGAGAUGUUUGGAGGCUAACGGUGUACCUGUGGCGUACAUUAGGGUGAUCAAGGACAUGUAUGAGGGAGCCAAAACCAGGGCCAGAUCGUCGAGACUCGUAGCGGAGUUAACACUAAGCUGGAGGGUUGGAGACAAACUCUGGAGUCUAAAGGGUUCAGCCGCAGUAGGACAGAACGAGUACUUGGAGUGCAAGUUCGAUGAAGCACCUCAUGAGGCCGGAGUGGAAGUGAGACUUGGUACCCAGUCCAUCCAGAAGAAAAGUAGUUUCAAGCAUCUUGGGUCUAUUAUACAAGAUCAGUCGGCUAAGGCGGUGGCGGUGGAGGCUACGGUGGUGGAAGACGUGAAGGUGGCGGCGGUGGAUACGGUGGAAGACGUGAAGGAGGCGGUGGUGGUUAGGCUGCGCAUCCAUGGCGGCGUUAAUAUUCUCAUUAGCUCUGUGAUUAAAGCCCAAAUCCAUUUCGCCGAAGCUCCGGCAGUGGUGGCCGGUGGCGGAACAAUGGGGAAGAGGGGAGAGAGAGAUGGAAGGGUUGGUUUGGGUUGGAAGUAA